CCUUUCAGUUCUCUCAAGAGGUUAUGAGAUGGCAUUCUCGUUAACCUGGAAAUGUUGGAUCUUUCUUCUAACUCUCUUCUUCUUUUCUGUCUCCUGCUGCAUAUCAGAGGGCGACCCAACGUCUCAAAUCGUGGGGAGAGCGUUGCAGUGUUUCGACAAUGGUUAUAUAUACAAAAGGUGCUACGAAGCUUAUAGACUGACGGAGAGCGGGCGGCUGGACGUGCCCCGUCAAGAAACCGACGCAUUCUGCGGAGGGCCUUGCUUUGUGGAGACGGACCUGGUUCUCCGCUGCGUCAGUCAUGUAUUAUCUCACUUCACAUUUUACAAUAGAGCCACCCUACGAGACGUCAGAAACACACUCAGGGCCGGAUGCAGCUACGGUCGAGAUAGAGGAAACUUCAACGUGUGGUACUACAUGUAUCGUGCCAACGACGGUUACUACGGCGACCCUUAUAACCGUUUUCAUUUUGACAGUGCCCACAAGGCAGCCCUCAACCCCAUGCACAUAUACCUCCCAUUCAUCUUAGGGCUUCCUUUGUUGUUCUAGUAUCACUAGUUCAUCUAUCAAUUUUCUUUAAUAGGGACAAGAAGAAGAAAACAAGAGGAGAGGCUCCUUAAUGAAUAUAUACUUGUAAUUUUUUUUAUGGG
Nelumbo nucifera (sacred lotus) is the source of this 648-nucleotide messenger RNA. Its product is annotated as uricase-2 isozyme 2-like. The record is from RefSeq and is a predicted model, not a curated record. Lineage: Eukaryota; Viridiplantae; Streptophyta; Magnoliopsida; Proteales; Nelumbonaceae.